This is a messenger RNA of Cololabis saira (Pacific saury), 1065 nucleotides long. RefSeq lists its product as uncharacterized. Gene Ontology annotation, cellular component: cytosol. The transcript has 4 exons. Lineage: Eukaryota; Metazoa; Chordata; Actinopteri; Beloniformes; Belonidae. The record is from RefSeq and is a predicted model, not a curated record. The coding region runs from base 144 to 950 and encodes 268 amino acids.
AAUGAAAGAAUGAAAGUGUCUUCAUGAAAACGAGAGACGACUGACUGGAAGUCUGACCUGAUCACAAGUCUGAAGCUGAAGAUGGAAGCAGGCAGAGGAGUGGGAGAGUGGGGAGAGAGUUCAGCUUCCUAACGGCCUGGUGGAUGAAGCUGUUUGCCAGUCUGGUGGUGGGAGCCCCGAGGCUCCGGUAUCUCCUCCCAGAGGGCAGGAGCAACCUGGAACAUUCUGGAAGUAAAAGUGACUCCGUCAGGGCAACCGGAGGACGGUGGGCCACUAGCUCAUGGACCAGACGUGACGCUCACCAACUCUCAUGCAGCAAGGAUGUUGUCUUGGACAUCUAUGACUCCUUGUGGGUCAACAACCAGGACAUCGCUGAGCAGACCCUGAAGACACCGUUUCUACAGCACAUGCAGUCUGGAGACCUGCAGGCGGACUACUACGUCACGUUCACGAUCCAGGACAUCAACUACCUGGUGAAGGUAACAGACAUGUUGAAGACAAUGAGCGAGAGAGGGGACAUGCCAGACUACAUCCAUGCGUUCAUGAAGGCCAGAUACAAGAGCUACAAGAACUACGCUGAUGACACGCUGAAGCAGUUCAACCUCUGUGGUGUGUCGGAUAUCAAACCGAUCCCAGCCAUGGAGAAGUACCUGAGUGACUACAAAGACAUCAUGGAGAGAGAGGAACCCAUUUACUCCGCCGUCUCCCUCCUUCCCUGUGCCAGGCUCUGGAUCUGGCUCGCCAGUAAACUUGAGGAGAAAAAGCAGAACGCGUACUUCACCUGGAAGAACAACAACAUGCAAGGGCACCCGGAAAAAGAAUACAGGAAGCUGCUCGACGACCACCUGAAGACUCCGCAGCAGGUGGAGCUGGCACACAAAAUCUUCCGCCGGCAGAUGCAGAAUGAGCAUGAUUUCUUUGCAGCCUCAUUCCAGGAGAAGCAGAAAUAAAAUGGUUUUGCACUGUGGUCUCCUUCACUGUCAGUUUAAAAAUGAUCUUGAUAUUUUUGACUCCAAAGCCUUUUACUUACAUGAUCAUCAAAUUUUGAUUUGAAUUGAAUAAAUC